Messenger RNA from Diachasma alloeum, 786 nucleotides. RefSeq names its product collagen alpha-1(XV) chain. Bases 97 to 786 code for a protein of 229 amino acids. NCBI's taxonomy places the organism in Eukaryota, Metazoa, Arthropoda, Insecta, Hymenoptera, Braconidae. The transcript has 5 exons. The record is from RefSeq and is a predicted model, not a curated record.
CUUACUCAGUGUCCUCUCACCUAUAUACUUAAAACGUACACCGGGGACUUGUUUGCACAUUCGACAUCAGCAGUCUCUUGGGGGGAAUGACUCAACAUGCUACUUAGUUUCAGAGUGGUACUGCUGAUCUCAGCUGCCCUGUCCUCAUGGCAAGCACGGGCCGACUAUCUCAGUGAGAAAAAUGAGGUGUACGAUUUAUUGACAGCAGCCGUACUGACGAGUGAGGAUAAGAAUCAGUAUGUUGAUGAUGGACUGGAUGGUUUUUUGGCAUUUGGCUUUCGUCCAGGAUCGGAAGUGAAACAGCCCUAUCGUCUCUGUCUGCCGGAAAAAUUACCCGGUGAAUUCACCAUCGUAGCGACCUUCAAGCCAAUAUCCCUGAGGACCAGCUAUCUAUUUGCCGUUCUCAAUCCUUUCGAUACAAUUGUCCAGCUGGGGCUUCGCAUCUCCGAUGGACCGAGCCCGAAUCAAAAUGUCUCGCUUAUCUACACCAACUCCGAUGAGCACUCGCACUCGGAGGAAAUAGCUCAAUUCACAGUGCCAAAGUUAGUUAGAAAAUGGUCAAAAAUUGUCAUCAGAGUGUCAAGCACUGACGUUGCACUUUAUCUGAACUGUCACGAAAUGGCUAGACAGCGUGUCACGAGAAUUCCCCAGGAGCUUGUAUUCGAUACUGCAAGUGCACUCUACAUUGCCCAAGCUGGACCACAUAUACAGGAGAAGUAUGACGAGAAAACGAAAAUCUCUCAAGCAUUGACAGAGGUUAGGUCUGUUAGGGACAAUAUUAGAUAA